Messenger RNA from Striga hermonthica, 491 nucleotides. The record is from the annotation of a GenBank genome assembly. NCBI's taxonomy places the organism in Eukaryota, Viridiplantae, Streptophyta, Magnoliopsida, Lamiales, Orobanchaceae.
UCCUGUCAGUGACAACAACUCACUUAGGAACAAUAAUGAUUAAUCCUCCGAUGGCAGAGACUGUUGUUCUUAAGCAAUGGUACAUUGAACACAAAGAAGAAGUGAAUCGUCAGCUGGAAUUAAAAGUCUAUGAAAACCCUGAGUUUUUGUUACCACCACCAAAUGAAACAGAAAUUAUUUCAGUGCACUCGGCUUUACAAAAUUUGCAAACUUUGAAAACGGCAUGGGUUCGAGGAAAAGCCAGUCUUGCGUACGGGCAGACGUCUUAUUGGUUCACAGCUUGCUAUAAAUGCAAAAAAGGUUUGCGUGCCCAAGUCGGCUGGAUAGUCACAUGCCCUAAUUGCAAAUCAGAAGGGCCCGUCGAACCUAGGUGUAGAUUUACACUUGCUAUUGAAGAUAACAGUGGGCUGAUUCAAGCUGUUAUUAGUGGUCCAAAGGCGGAACAAUUGCUUCCGAUGACAGCAGCCCAAAUGAGCUUAAACAAAAAUCAG